This is a messenger RNA of Chelonia mydas (Green sea turtle), 2727 nucleotides long. RefSeq names its product proline rich 11 (gene PRR11). Gene Ontology annotation, cellular component: nucleus; cytoplasm. The record is from RefSeq and is a predicted model, not a curated record. Lineage: Eukaryota; Metazoa; Chordata; Testudines; Cheloniidae. The transcript is spliced from 10 exons. The coding region runs from base 419 to 1477 and encodes 352 amino acids.
GGGAAAUUAUGCCUCUUUUUCGUUUAUCUUGUCCACUUCUCUCUUAUUGGCUUCUCCCCUCCCACUUUUUAAUCUGAUUGGUCUUUUGUAAAACAAACAAGCUGGCAAACUGAUUGGUUGAGCUGACACCCUUCUAACCAAUCGUGGGACAGCUUUCCUUCGUGUGGCGCAGGAUGUGCUGAUGGCAGAUGAGAGCUAUGCUGGGAUUGGUUCUUCUCCCCUCCCCCUCCUGAUCACGUACACUCUUGGCGUCGACUGGCUGGACCUGAAUUCGCUGUAACCAAUCAGAGCUUGCAUAGCUCUGGCGGGUGUCGGGCUCCGUGGGCGGCAGAAGAGAGCGGGGCUGCGAUUGGCUUUGGGUGGCUGGUGUAGCGAUUUUGAAUUGCAGGGAGGUUGCUCGGGCCGAUGAGCAGAAAUAAUGGCAAAGUAUAAGCAACGCCGGCGGAAGCUGCGGGCCCGUGCAAAACUUCUAAUGAACAGGAAGGGAGAUGUCAGUAAACUGCAGUGCUUGAAUCCUCUCCCUCAAAGGUUAUUGGAUGGUCUUCCUCCAAAUCCCCCCCACAGCCAAAGUAGCACUUUCUGGCCAUUAGCCCUCCCAAGUGUAAAGGAUGCAGUGAGGCCCUUGGCAAUGACAGCAUCGUCUUUGUACUGGUGGUGCCAGAACAGUGUUGCACAGAGUUUUGAAGUAAUCAAAGACACCAUAUUUCCUUCACGACUCUACCUGCGGCAACUGAACAUGCUGAAGCAACAGGUGGAAAAGCUGGAAAUUGAAUUUUCCAGACUACAAGGAGUGAUCCAGAUGAGUGGGACUGUUGUUAGUUCCUCAGAAAACUCUCCUUGUCAAAGGUGUAAUAAACCAUUACUAGCUGUUCCUGUCUGUGCACAGAUCGGCUUGGCAGACCCGGUAUCCCUGCCUUCCGCAGGAGUGCUGCAACCUGCAUCUGCCCCCCCUCCUCCACCUCCACCACCUCCGCUUCCUCCACGACCACCACCACCUGCACCUAUACUGCUCAAAAGGGGCAAUAGCACAAAAGCACUUCAGGCUACAUCAGUAAAAGAUGGGCCCAUACAAAUAACUCUCAAGGAUCUCCUGAAUGUGAAACUAAAGAACACACAGAAUUACACAAAAACAAACCAGGCAGGAUCACCAGUGAAGAAGCACAGGGCAUUAAUUACAGUCUCAGAUUUACAAAGCAUUAAUCUCAGACCUAAAUCCAAGCUCCUACAAGCUCCCAGUACAAACCUCCUAAUCACUCCCAGCAAAAAUCAAAUAGACCUUCGAAAACAUCUUAAGAAAGUCAAUAUUCAGAGGAGUCCUGGUGGAACUCCAUUAACUAACAAAGAGAACAUGGAAACUGGCACAGGAUUGACUCCAAUAAUGACACAGGCACUGAGGCGCAAAUUUCAGAUGGCUCACCCAAAGACUCCCUCUCCAGUUCGGUUACAUACUGCAAGCAGCUUUGAAGAACAGAACUAGACCUGUGCUGCUAUAUUUUUAUGUCAGUUGAGGGUCAGGUUGCUACUUGUCUAACCCCAAUUUUAUAUCACUGGAGGGUAAAGAAUUUGUUAUUUUAAGUAAGUUUAGCACACAUAAAAAGUGCCAUUUUGAUGGUCCUCAAGAGGGAAGUCUUCUAUCCACAGAAGGUAUAGCCUUCCCCAGAAUGUCCUACUGUGCCUCGGUCUUCACACUGGGGUACCUCUUCAAAGGAUGAGAAGAGAAUGAGGUCUUCUUGGUCCUUUUGAACAUUGACUUCUGAAAUUUCCAAAAAGUGUUGUCUUUUUGUGAUAGAGAUGCAUAUGUACUUGGAAGUAAUUUAAAUUUAAUGUUGUUUGUCUUACAUUUUUUUUAAAGAUGAUUUUGGCAAUAUUUGUAAUGUUAGAGGGAAAAAAUUCAAAAGAGGGAAGUAAUUCAAGACUCCAAUGUUUCAAGUAACAAAUAGGUUUGCAAAAGUUUUAUAAACAAUAGUUAUGUGGCUCAAUAAGAAAGUAUUAUUACUGUUUUCCAGCAUGUACCGUUUUGGCUUGUCUUUACAUUAACAUACCCAAUUUGAGACAACACUGUUUAGCGCCAGGGGACUGGAAGUGAGGAACUCCUAAGUUCCUGACUCUCCCACUGACUUGCUGUGUGACCUUGGGCAUAGUCACUAAAUGUGUUUCAAUUUCCCCAUCUGCAAAAUUUGGCUUAUGAUACUGACCUAACAGGAAAGUUGUGAUAAUUAACUAAUAAUAUUAAUGAAAUGCUUCAAAAUGGAAAGCUCAGAGGUCCUAACUGGUGUUAUAGGAAUGGAAUGAACAUGCUUGGUUCCUAAACAAAUACAUAGUUAGUAUAAGUCACCUUAAACUCCUACUGCCAGUAUCCAGUCUUGUUUAUUAUAAUUAUUACAUGUUUACACUGCAUAUUUUCCACCAGUGAUUACACAUUUCCUAUUGUACUAACUUGAAACUACACCACUAAAAUAGCCCCGAUCAUUCUUUUUAUAUAUAAAAAUAAACAUGAAUGUUGACAGGCUGGAGUUUAUUUCCUGUUAAUUGAAUAUGCAAACAUAGGUGCUAGAACUAGGGGUGCUGCAGCACCCCCUGGCUUGAAGUGGUUUCCAUUAUAUGCAGGGUUUACAGUUUGGUUUAAUGGCUCUCAGCACUCUCACUAUAAAAACUGUUCCAGCACCCUUGUAUGCAAAGUUUCAAGGGGGAAGGAGCUGGAACAAGUGGAAAUGCCCCUAGAAUUCC